Molecule: messenger RNA, 1750 nt
Organism: Thermothelomyces thermophilus ATCC 42464
Lineage: Eukaryota; Fungi; Ascomycota; Sordariomycetes; Sordariales; Chaetomiaceae
Exons: 3
Coding region: 344-1663 (439 amino acids)
Biological process (GO): regulation of peptide transport
Cellular component (GO): membrane
Source: RefSeq, a predicted model, not a curated record
AUUUGUUGUCUCCCUCUGUUGCCUAGUGUGACUGAGCAUUCCCCCCCCUUCCCCCCCUCUUCGACUCACUAUCGCUCCUAUCCCGACUGCCUGGUGCCGACUCCGGGGUUAGAGCCAACGAAUGAACAACGAGCGAAGCAAAAUAGCAGUAUCACAGCUCGCCAUGACGCCCAUCGAGCCCGUUCUUCCUGCCGAGCUGGCUCCGGAGCACACGGAUGCGGGGCAUCCCGGUCCCCCCACGCAAACAAACAACACGACAACUUCUUCUCAUCCUUCUUUUCCGUCUUCUUGUUCGUCUUCUUCUUAUUCCUCUAGGCGCAGGUCGCAUUCGGUGACAGCAUCCAUGCACCAGGGCGCAGACCUGGGCUGCCAGCUCUUCCGCUCGUUAUCCGCGGCAACAACGUCCGACUCGAGGACGACGACAGGUGCGAGUACAGGAAGCGGCAGCAGCAUGAGGGAGAAACUCGGCCUGGGCAGCAUUGCACGUCGCACUCUGGGUAUCACGCUGCUGCUGAUCGUGGUGUUUCUCUGGACGCUGUCCAACUUCCUCGCGAGCUACAUCUUUUCGGACGGCACCUACAACAAGCCUUUCUUCCUCGUCUACGUCAAUACCUCGUGCUUCGCCAUCUCGCUCAUCCCGCUCACCAUCCGCUACGUCAAGCAAAACGGAGUGGGCGGGCUGGUAACCGCCGCCCUGCAGCUGUGGCGGGAAAAGAGAUCCGGGUUGACGCUCCUCAAGACGGCGGACGAAGAAGGAAGGCGGUGCGGGGCUGCGUACGACGACGGCGACGCGGCAGAGAGGUUGCUCGUCGACGAUGAGGCGGGCCUGGACGUGCUGCCGCCGGGAAAGGACGAGAAGCUCAGCGUGGGCGAGACGGCGCGGCUGAGCCUCGAGUUCUCGCUGCUGUGGUUCGCCGCGAACUACUUCGCUUCGGCCUGUCUCGAGUACACAAGCGUGGGGAGCGUGACGAUCCUCACGUCGACGAGCAGCAUCUGGACCCUGGUUUUCUGCGCGCUGACCAAGGUGGAGACAUUCACCCUGCGGAAGUUGGUCGGCGUGUUGGCGUCCCUGGUGGGCGUGGUGCUCAUCUCCUCGGUCGACCUGUCCGGGGCGAACGAUGAUAGCCGGGGGAGCUUCCCGCACAAGACGACGGUGCAGAUCGCGAUUGGGGAUUCCAUGGCCUUCUUCAGCGCCAUCAUCUACGGUGUCUACGUCACCGUCAUGAAGAGGAGAGUGGGUAAUGAGGAGCGCGUGAACAUGCCGCUGUUUUUCGGCCUGGUGGGUCUGUUCAACGUCCUGUUCCUCUGGCCAGGGUUCUUCAUCCUUCACUAUACCGGCAUCGAGCCGUUCGAGCUGCCCCCGAGCGCAAGUGUUUGGACCAUCAUAGCGGUCAACUCGAUGGCCUCCUUCUUCAGCGACAUCCUCUGGGCGUACGCCAUGUUGCUCACCACGCCACUCGUCGUUACCGUUGGCUUAUCGCUGAACAUCCCCCUCUCGCUGAUCGGAGAGAUGAUUCAAUACUCUCAGUAUUCGAGCUGGCUCUACUGGGUGGGAGCCGGAAUCGUGUUUAUUUCAUUUUUGUUUAUCAACAAUGAGACUUAUGAAGAGACCACAGGCGGGGACGAUGGGCAGGUUCGCGGAGUGGAGGGUUCAGCGGCAUAGUAUGGAGUCGCUGCCUGGCUUGGCCUCUGCGAGAUCUGGCCUUUUUUGUUUUUGUUUUAUGAUCAACAACAGUUAAGACGAAUUCAA